AAUGUCCGCCAUUUUGACUCGAAAAUAUGACAGAAUUUUUUUGCCCGUCUUGAGUCCGUGCAAAGGACUGCGGCUUGGAUGUUAGACCUUUCCCCCUUGCGAAGAUAACGAGCGGAAGAAGGGCCAGAGCAGCGGCUGUGUGUGGAGUAUUAUCUGACCCAGAUGCGUGUCGUUAAAUGGCGCUGCUGCUGAGGGUAGUGUUCGCGCUGUUUACUCUUCGGUACAUGGCGUUUCAUCUCAAGGUUUGAGGAGCACCCCUUGAUGCUUGUUCUCUGACGGCAGAAAGUCCGUGCUGAUCAAUGAAUCGCUCCAUUGCUCUCUCCACAAUAUACAAGACAAAUGUUGGUCACCCUGUGGACGGCGUUUAAUUAAGGAUACACACGUUUUAUCGAAAGGUCUGUCUGACCCGGUGCCAUGUUCUGGAAGUUUGACUUGCACACUACGUCCAACGUGGACAAGCUCCUGGACAAGGAGGAUGUAACGCUGCGCGAAUUGAUGGAUGAGGAUGAUGUGCUGCAGGAGUGCAAGGCCCAGAAUCGCCGGCUACUCCUCUUCCUAACCCAGGACCACUGCAUGCAGGAGCUGGUCAGCCUCAUCACGCAGGAGCCGCCACACAACGUCGAGGAGAAGAGCCGCUUCAAGUACCCAAACAUUGCCUGCGAGCUCCUUACGUCAGAUGUGAGCCACAUUAAUGACAAACUUGGGGGGGACGGGUCCCUGCUGGAGACCCUCUACCACUUCCUGGACCAGGAACCCCCCCUCAACCCCCUGCUGGCCAGCUUCUUCAGCAAGACCGUCGGCAACCUCAUCGCCCGCAAGACAGAGCAGGUCAUCGCCUUUCUGAGGAAGAAGGAUGAGUUUAUUAGCCUAGUGCUGAAGCACAUCGGCACCUCGGCUAUGAUGGACCUCUUGCUGCGCCUCAUCAGCUGUGUGGAGCGCCCCUUGAGGCAGGAGGUUCUCAACUGGCUCAAUGAGGAGAAGCUCAUUCAGAGGCUGGUGCAGCUCAUUCGCUCAGGAGAAGAUGAAGAGAGACAAUCCAACGCAUCACAGACUUUGUGUGAUGUCAUACGUCUGGGCCGGGACCAGGCCACACAACUGCAGGAGACGCCAGAACCAGACCCCUUGCUCACCACGCUGGAGUCGCAGCAGAGCCUGGAGGAGCUGCUGAGGAAUAUGUUUGAGGGUGAAAAAAGUGAGGCUUGCAUCGUCAAUGGAACUCAAGUGCUUCUCACACUGCUAGAAACCAGGAGGCCCGGGGUUGAGGGGCUGUUGGACCUGUGCUCUCAGGGAUAUGAAAGGUCUUGCACUGUUAGUAGCAGUAUUUUAACACGCAUUGAGCUCACCCUGAAGCACUUCCAUCAGCUCCUUUUGGACCCUCCCAAGAAAAGUGCAAUAUUGACAACGAUCGGCGUACUGGAGGAGCCACUAGGGAAUGCCCGCCUCCAUAUCGCCCGGCUGGUCGCAUCCCUGCUGCAAAACUGCACUCUUAGCAUAAGUCAGGAGCUGUGUCAGCUCAACACGAUCGACCUGCUGCUUGAUUUGUUUUUUAAAUACACCUGGAAUAACUUCUUGCACUUACAAGUAGAGAUGUGUGUGGCGGCCAUCUUGAACCAUCCGGGUCAGGAAGAGAAGGCCAUUAGCAGUCCAGAAAAGGAGGGGGGGGGCGGAGCAUCAAACCAGCAGGCCAGCUUGGAUCCGUCAGAUGCCUCUGGCCGCAGCCUCCUGGUUACUCACCUCUUCCAAAAGUGUCGGCUGGUGCAGAGGAUACUGGAUGCCUGGGAGGAAAAUGACAAAAUACAGGCGGAAUGAAGAAGAGGCUACAUGGGCCACCUCACUCGAAUCGCCAAUGUUGUUGUACAGAACAUGGAGAAAGGGCCGGUACAGACACAGAUCAUAGACCUCAUAAAAGGUAUUUUGACAAACUGCCCAGAAGACUGUCGAGGCCGUUUGGAGAGUUUUGUGGAUGAGACCCUGAUGGAGACUAACCGAAGGAAUACAGUGGACCUGGUGAGCACGCACAAUCUACACUCCUCAAGUGAGGACGAUGACAUGGAGAGCCCUUUCCCCAAUGAGCUGUCACUCCAGCAGGCAUUCUCAGACUAUCAGAUACAGCAGAUGACAGCAAAUUUUGUUGAUCAGUUUGGAUUUAAUGAUGAAGAGUUUUCAGACCAUGAUGACAAUAUCAAUGCCACAUUUGAUAGGAUUGCAGAGAUAAACUUCAAUCUAGAUGCCGACGAUGAGAGUGCCAACACAGCCAUGUUCGAGGCCUGCUGCAAAGAGAGAAUACAGCAAUUUGAUGACAACGAGGAGGAGGAUAUUUGGGAAGAAAAAGAGAUAAACUAUGCAAAACAAGUGAAGUCACGCACAAGGUUUGGGGUCUCCCGUGCUUCUGAAGCCUCCUCCAAGAUUGAGGUUGACAACAGGACACAGGAGAGGAGCCUGUCUUCUGACAAGGAGGAACUGCAGGACCAGAAGGCUGCUGCCAUGGCGGGUAACGGCCGGGUCAGGAGUCAAGGAGAAGGGCAGGAGACACCAUCACCAGAGGCGCAUGAUUCCUCAGGCCCAGGUUGGACAGCUAACUUCGAGGACCCGGUGGACCCCAGGGCCCAGGCACCCCAUGUCGCAAUUGACGUUGGCUCUAGCGUGUGGGACACAGCGGCCCCCCAGCACAACUUGGCCGGAGCCGAGGACAAAGGGUGGGCCAAGUUCACGGACUUCCAGCCGUUCUGCUGCUCAGAGUCCGGGCCCAGGUGUAGCUCCCCUGUAGACUUGGAGAACGACCAGGAUGAGCGCUCAAAGCAGAACCAGGACAAGAGCUCCAAGGGCUCAUCUCCUUGUGCAUGGAACGUGUGUGUAGCCAGGAAGGCCCCCCUUGUGGCCUCGGAUAGUAGCUCCUCAGGGGGCUCUGACAGUGAGGAGGAUGAGGACAAGGGUGAUGUUGUCACAGAGACCAUCACCACUGGCACAGGCAAAGAGACUGUCAAGCUCACCGUGGACACCAAACACGAGAAAGCAAGUCUUCACAAGGUAUGAGUGUUUAAGCCUGCAGGUGCAGGCAAUGAAGCAGACUCCCUGCCUGUAGGCAAGCUGGCUGUGACAGACGGGCCUCAGAGGGCCUCAGACUCCUUGCCCAGGACAGAGGGUACAAGCAAGUCACACAACGCCAUGGUGACAGACAGCACUGUGAUGGACAGAAACGAGGAGGUGCCCUUUUCGCCAGAGGCCACUCUCAAUGGCCCGGCUUGAUGGCUGUCGGACAGGUCGGACUUGCUCUGUACCGCUUCCAUUUCACUCCAAAAACCUCGAUGCAACUUCUUGUGUUUGUUAAACAAUGCUGCGAUGCUAUUGCACCCUGCCAAUCAGGACCAUUAAGGGGGGUGUCAGGUGUUGUGUGUGUGUGUGUGUGUGGUGUGUGUGUG
Molecule: messenger RNA, 3419 nt
Organism: Scleropages formosus (Asian bonytongue)
Lineage: Eukaryota; Metazoa; Chordata; Actinopteri; Osteoglossiformes; Osteoglossidae
Source: RefSeq, a predicted model, not a curated record